Molecule: messenger RNA, 2623 nt
Organism: Brassica napus (rape)
Lineage: Eukaryota; Viridiplantae; Streptophyta; Magnoliopsida; Brassicales; Brassicaceae
Product: MA3 DOMAIN-CONTAINING TRANSLATION REGULATORY FACTOR 2
Exons: 4
Coding region: 309-2420 (703 amino acids)
Biological process (GO): negative regulation of DNA-templated transcription
Source: RefSeq, a predicted model, not a curated record
UUACGGACAAAAGGCAAAACCAAAGGGGACUUUCUGUUACUUAAGGAAGGCUGAUUCCAUGGGGAAAAAAAGGUAAAUAAAAAUCCCAAAAAAGUAAAAUAAAAUAAAAAAAGAUUUCAGUUACAUACAUAAAAGGCACAACCGAAGGAAGGAGAAUCAUAAAAAUAAAAUAAAAGAAGACAGAGACGCCUGCUUGAUCGCCGGCGUUCUGUGUCACCCCCCUCCAAGUCUUCCACCGUUUGUUCUCGAUCAGGAGAAUGCAAAACUAAUCUUUACACAAUCCAAAGUUGAGGAAUUGGAGGGAUUCAAUGGAGUCCAACAACCAGCAGCAGCAGCAGCAUCAAGAACUUGUAGAGUCUAAACCGGAUCCUCUCUCCAUUUCUCAAUUGAACAUAUCUUCUUCUUCGCCAUUGCCUCAGGUCAACAUGGCGGAGGAACUUUUAAAGAGUCAUAGACAUUCUCUAUCUCCUAAUGACGGCCUCCCCUCUAAAGAAACUUGGGGAGAGUCUCUGGAUGUUGUAGAUGUUGACUUUACAGACCCAAACUAUGACACCAUCGAGGGCAAUGGACAUUCAGAUCCAACAAGCUUCGAUGCAGAUUUAUGCGAGUACAAGAAAAAAGCCACGAUCAUCGUAGAGGAAUACUUCAGCACCAACGAUGUUGUAUCAGUUGCUAACGAGCUCAAAGAGCUUGGAAUGGCCGAGUACCGUUACUACUUCGUCAAGAAGCUAGUCUCCAUGGCCAUGGACAGGCACGACAAGGAGAAAGAAAUGGCUGCGUUUCUCUUGUCCACCCUCUACGCCGAUGUCAUCGACCCUCCAGAGGUUUACAGAGGCUUCAACAAGCUGGUGACCUCUGCAGACGAUCUAUCAGUAGACAUACCGGACGCUGUCGAUGUUCUUGCUGUCUUUGUGGCUCGUGCCAUCGUUGACGACAUCCUCCCUCCUGCGUUUCUGAAGAAGCAGAUGAACUUGCUCCCUGACGACUCCAAAGGUGUGGAGGUUUUGAGAAAGGCUGAGAAGAGCUAUCUAGCGGCUCCCCUCCACGCGGAAGUCGUUGAGAAGAGAUGGGGAGGGGCUGAUAACUGGACGGCUGAGGAUGUUAAAGGGAGGAUCAACGAGCUGUUGAAAGAGUAUGUGAUGAGCGGAGACAAGAAGGAAGCUUUUAGAUGCAUCAAAGGGUUGAAAGUCCCUUUCUUCCAUCACGAGAUUGUUAAAAGAGCGCUGAUCAUGGCCAUGGAGAGGCGCAAGGCGCAAGAGAAGCUGUUAGAGUUGCUGAAAGAAGCGACUGAGGUUGGUUUGAUAAACUCCACUCAGGUGACUAAAGGGUUUAGCAGAAUCAUAGACUUGAUUGAAGAUUUGUCUCUUGACAUACCUGAGGCGCGUAGUGUGUUGCAGUGUUUUAUCUCAAAGGCUGCUUCUGAAGGAUGGUUGUGUGCUUCUUCUCUGAAAACGCUUUCUACUGAUUCAGGUGAGAAGCUACUUGAAAAUUCCAAGGCUAAUGUGUUUAAAGACAAGGUUAAGUCGAUUGUCCGAGAGUAUUUCCUGUCGGGUGACGCUUUAGAGGUUGUGCAUUGUCUUGAAACCGAGCUGGGUGCGUGUUCGAGUAGUCAGCUGCGUGCGAUCUUUGUAAAGUAUCUGAUAACUCUAGCGAUGGAUAGAAAGAAACGAGAGAAAGAGAUGGCUUGUGUUCUUCUCUCGUCUCUUGACUUCCCUGCCAAAGACGUCAGAAAAGCAUUCUCCAUGCUGAUUGAGUCUGCAGACGACACUGCUUUGGACAACCCUGUGGUGGUUGAAGACCUCGCCAUGUUCUUGGCCAGAGCUGUGGUUGACGAGGUGUUAGCUCCAAGGGACUUGGACGAGCUGUUGAGCCAGCCAGGGUCAAGCGUGGGGGAGAAAGUGAUUCAGACGGCGAAGACAUUGCUGAAAGCGCGUCUCUCCGGCGAAAGGAUCUUACGUUGCUGGGGAGGAGGAGGGGUUGAAACAAACUCUCCGGGGUGCACUGCGAGCGAAGUGAAGGAGAAGAUUCAGGUGCUUCUUGAAGAGUACGUAUCUGGUGGAGACCUGGGGGAGGCUUGCAGGUGCGUGAAGGAGCUUGGGAUGCCGUUUUUCCACCACGAGGUUGUGAAGAAGUCGGUGGUGAGGAUCAUAGAGGAGCAGGAGAAGAAGGAGAGGGUGUGGAAGCUGCUUAAAGUGUGUUUUGAGUCGGGGCUGGUGACGAUUUAUCAGAUGACAAAAGGGUUUAAGAGAGUGGGCGAGUCGGUUGAGGAUCUGUGUUUGGAUGUCCCUGAUGCUGCGGAGAAGUUUAAAAGUUGCGUGGAGAGAGCCAAGGUUGAAGGGUUCUUGGAUGAAUCUUUUGCUGUUGAGGAGGAAACACAAGGUGUGAAGGAGAAGAGCUCGUCUUCGUCUGCUGCAACAUGAAGCCUCUUGACUAGAGAGACGUUGGUUAAAGUUACCUUUUUGUUUUGUUUUAUUUAUAAACAUAUAUACUACUAAAAGUUUUGGUACUUUGAUGAUGAUGAUCUUACAGAAAGCUUCUCAUCUUAGUGACGUUUUGUUAUAACUUAUUUACUUAUUUUGUUCCUCUUUUAACUUUAAAGUUGACCUGUGUUUUUUUUUUGUUA